Gallus gallus (chicken) is the source of this 1055-nucleotide messenger RNA. It is a transcript of the gene MED30, whose product is annotated as mediator complex subunit 30. The transcript has 6 exons. Gene Ontology annotation, cellular component: mediator complex. The record is from RefSeq and is a predicted model, not a curated record. The coding region runs from base 82 to 633 and encodes 183 amino acids. Gene Ontology annotation, molecular function: transcription coregulator activity. Gene Ontology annotation, biological process: positive regulation of DNA-templated transcription. NCBI's taxonomy places the organism in Eukaryota, Metazoa, Chordata, Aves, Galliformes, Phasianidae.
GCCUCUGCGUUUCCACAGUAACGCGGCGCCCCGGGCCGUUCCCGGUCCCGUUGGUUCAGUGGGACCUGUUGGCAUCCAGAGAUGUCAACCCCACCUCUGGCCGGGGCAGGGAUGCCUCCUGGUGCAUUCUCAGGAACGCAGGCUCAGGCAGCUAGGGAGGUCAAUACAGCAUCUCUCUGCCGUAUCGGCCAGGAGACCGUGCAGGACAUUGUGUUUCGAACCAUGGAAAUUUUCCAGUUACUGAGGAACAUGCAGUUGCCAAAUGGUGUUACUUAUCAUACUGGAACAUAUCAAGACAGACUGGGAAAACUACAGGAGCAUCUCCGUCAGCUAUCAAUACUCUUCAGAAAGCUGAGAUUAGUCUAUGACAAAUGUAAUGAAAACUGUGCUGGACUUGAUCCUAUUCCCAUAGAACAACUUAUUCCAUAUGUUGAAGAAGAUGGCUCUAAGCAUGAUGACCGUGGUGCUGCUAGUCAGCUUCGUUUCGCUAGUGAAGAGAGAAGGGAAAUCAUGGAAGUAAAUAAGAACCAGAAUGGAGUUGGAGUUAAUUCAUACGAAGAGAUUAUGGAGAUAUCUUCAAAAUACAGCCGUGGAGCAGAUUAUGGAAUGUUCUGCCAUUUUGCUACCUGCUAGUACAGCACCUACCAGAAGAGUUGUUAUGACAGAACCCAAACUGAUAGCAUUUCUACUUGCAGAUCCAAGACUAUCUGCGUUUGGAGUUUGAAUUCAGGCCGUUGAAAGGCACAAACUAUCUGCAGAGUGCAAAUCUGAGCAUGGAGUGCAACUGUCCAGGAGAAUGGUGAUACAUCAUCUCCAGGGUUUGCUGAGGUCUUAUAUUUUAACAGUGUCAGCCUUCCCACUCUGUUGCAAGCAAAAUUUACACCCCUUCUGUCUCCUAAGAGGAAAGGAAAUAGUGGCGACAAAGAUGUUCCCAGAGGAGUGACUAAUCUUUACCCUUCAGGAGUUCUCAAGGAUAGCCACCUCUACUAAUCAUUGCAUAGUUGUUUUUAAAACAAGAAAAAAAAAAUACAAUAAAUGCAAAGCAGUUAAUUCCA